GUUGUAAGAUACUCCAGUCAAGUUUAUUUUGAUCAGCUGUAAAAGUAGUGGUGUGAGUUUAUUCCUUAAGCACGUGGAUUAUUUGUCGAUUUUAGAUUCGUAUUAAUAAAUAUGGGGAAGUUUAAACGAGCAAAACCAUCCGAAAUAAGCAUGAAAUCUACAUUAGAGGAAGAUAUCCAGAAUGCGCAAUACGCCAAACAAAAAAACAGAAACAAAGUGAGACCCAGGCAGGAGGAAGAGGAGUAUGUGAGUUCAAGCUUAUCGAAGAAAAUUUUAUCAGCCGCUAGAAAGCAAAAGCAAGAACUUGAAGGGCAAGAUGAUGAGCAGCAACAUAAAUCAUUAAGAGCGCACAAAUGGCUAGAAGAUUUAAAUCCUGAUGGACUUGAAAGCGAUGAAGAGCUUGAUUCGCAACCGACCGAUACAUUUUACGAGGAUGUACAAGUAAAUGAAGACGACGAAAAGGCUAUGCAGCUGUUUAUGAGUAAAAAUCCAGUCCCACAACGAACAUUAGCUGAUAUAAUAUUGGAAAAAAUUACAGAAAGGCAAACCGAAUUAGAUACACAGUUUAGUGAUGCUGGAGAGAUCCAAAUUCAAAACGUCGAUCCAAAAUUGACGACCUUGUAUGAAGGAGUUCGAGACGUUUUAAAGAUUUAUCGAAGUGGAAAAUUGCCUAAAGCUUUUAAAAUUAUACCAACGCUGCUAAAUUGGGAACAAAUGUUGUACAUAACAGAACCCCAAUGCUGGUCUGCUGCUGCAAUGUAUCAAGGAACCAGAAUUUUCACAUCAAAUUUAAAAGAAACUUUGGCACAGCGAUUUUUCACCCUUGUUCUUCUGCCACGUGUACGAGAUGAUAUCGCGGAAUACAAGCGCUUAAACUUUCAUCUAUAUCAAGCAGUAAGAAAAGCCUUGUACAAGCCUGGAGCAUUUAUGAAAGGAAUUAUUUUACCCCUUCUUGAAUCGGGAAAUUGCAGCUUGCGCGAGGCCAUUAUUAUCGGUUCGAUAGUAGCUAGAAGUUCUAUUCCGAUGCUACAUUCUUCAGUUGCUAUGCUGAAAAUUGCAGAUAUGGACUAUACAGGAGCUAAUUCAAUAUUCCUUAGAAUAUUUUUGGAUAAAAAAUAUGCUCUUCCGUAUCGAGUAGUAGAUGGAUUAGUUUCUCAUUUCAUGAGGUUUGCUAUGGAUUCCCGCGAACUCCCUGUUCUGUGGCACCAGGCAUAUUUAACUUUUGUACAGAGAUACAAGGCAGAUAUUUCAACAGAACAAAGGGAACUUCUACUCGAUCUAUUAGAAAAACAUAAUCAUUACUUAAUAACCCCAGAAAUUAGAAGGGAACUGGUGAAUGCCAAAUGCCGAGAUGCUGAGGAUGCAACCCCGCCAAUGGAUUUUGAAGAUUGUGAUUGAGGUCUGAUUCAAGCAAAAUACAUGCGUCCAUGUAACUUUUUUAUUUAAAAAAUAUGAAAUAUUUAAUAAAAUAUGGAAUCCA
Molecule: messenger RNA, 1480 nt
Organism: Dendroctonus ponderosae (mountain pine beetle)
Lineage: Eukaryota; Metazoa; Arthropoda; Insecta; Coleoptera; Curculionidae
Product: bystin
Exons: 7
Coding region: 112-1398 (428 amino acids)
Biological process (GO): rRNA processing
Cellular component (GO): nucleolus; cytoplasm; preribosome, small subunit precursor
Molecular function (GO): snoRNA binding
Source: RefSeq, a predicted model, not a curated record